This is a messenger RNA of Suillus bovinus, 3012 nucleotides long. RefSeq lists its product as uncharacterized. The transcript is spliced from 13 exons. Lineage: Eukaryota; Fungi; Basidiomycota; Agaricomycetes; Boletales; Suillaceae. The record is from RefSeq and is a predicted model, not a curated record. The coding region runs from base 1 to 3012 and encodes 1003 amino acids.
AUGAUCGAAGUGGAAUUUGAACUGCACCAAGUCAAGGAGCAACUGAGAGACACCGAAAAUAAUAUUGCAUACCUUUUGGAUAGGGUGUUGACAUACAGGUAUAGAUGGCUCGAGGAAUACUACCGUGCCGAGAACCUGGAUCACCAUAUGCCUCUUGACAUCUGCAUGCCUGACCUUACUCAGGUUACAUAUGGUGCUCCCUCUCCCAGCAUCUCUUCAGAUAUUUUGAAGUGGGAUGAAGCAGAUGUGGGCUCAGAACAGGCAGAACGUAACCAACUUACUAUGGCUAAGUGCGCUGCAUCCAAUGAUGAUCAAUGCGCCCCGAAGCGGUCUAGAAUGACCAAAGGAACUUAUCUGGUGACACCAUCACCCAAGGCAGAUGAAGGCGCCUGGCGCAUUCUGGAAAAUUUCCUUCUCACUGAUGCCACAUAUCCUCAGACAGAAGAGGCAUUCAAAUCCUACUUGGGUGAUCGGUACUCAGCGGAGGACUGGAAGGACACCCUAGCCAUGUUGUUCUCUGGUGACGGCAAUGACACGAUCGCGCUAGCAAAUCUUCAUGCCCUGAAGGCCAUUUACGUACCCCAGGCCUCCACUAUGCCAUUUAAUCCCUAUAUCAAUGAUACAGCAGAAGUUGACGACAAUGACGACCUCCUCAAGGAGGAGGAGGGGGAGGAGGGGGAACGUAGGCUAUCUAAUCGCUUCAUUGACGACCAAGCAAGGGAAUCCAACGAUGAGGACGAUGAGGCGGAGGAUAGAAAUGGCCCCUCUGUGAAAACGUCUGAUGUUGCGUCCUUGCCAGGCUCAUCUGCCAAGAAUAGGUUGGCCACUGUGAUUGAUGAUAUCAUGGGCAGGUACCAAAAGAAACCGAGCGAUUUUUCAAGGGGACGCCUUCCUUACAAAGUUGCCUGGUUCCCCAGCACAAUCGAGAACAGGAUGUAUCUUCUUCUAGUUCAUAGAACUGCUACUCAGUAUAUCGCCAAACAUCUUCAAAGUAAAGGAUUUACUGCUACCGUGUUGGCCUGGGUACCAGGCCAACUCUAUGUGAUCUUGGAUAGCCCCAAGACAAUUUCAGCCUCGCUUCUGCCCUCACAUAGCCUUUCGGUGAGAGAAUACCUGCGCAUCUCAGAGGAGGAACACGAAGCAGUAGAACACGCACAUAUCAAGCUUCCCAACCCAUUGUGGGUUAGGAUCAAACAUGGCAAGUACAAGGACACCAUAGCCUAUGUGUUCGAUUCCGAGCAAUCCGAUCUUUUUGUUAAGGUUCUGGUGCCUCCACGAGACUUCCCUUGUCCCAUGCCUAAGGGAUCUGUUGCACUACUCGACCCUUCUCGCCUUCCCAAAGAUAACACAGUGACCAACAUCCUUCACAACAAGGAAGUUGUAGGAUCCUUAUACAAAGGAGAAAGGUACUACAAGGGACUUCUACAGAAGAACUGCCAUCAGUAUCUCCUAGAAUUUGUGGCCUGUUACGACUGGGAUAGUUCUGCUGUUGCCGGUCAAGAUAGACCUGUUGGGCGAACAUUCCUGCGUGUAGGUGAUGCGGUCAGGAUCGUUACAGGAAAAGUAUGCUCAGAGAUCGGUACGAUCCUGUCGAUAGACCAUGCACUUGAUUCCGCAUGCUUAGAGCUCCCCUUUGAUGGGGAUCAAGUUGAAACAGAAGUUCAACUGCAUUAUCUGGAGCGUGUAUUCUGUAUUGGGGACACAGUACGAGUUGUAGCGGGUGCGUACUUGGACUUGGAAGGACAUCUCAUUCGAAUAUUGGAGGAUAUAUCCCACAUUUGUCAAGAUAUCUCUAAGGAAGAGGUGCAAGUGUCAAGACACUACUUAGAUUGUCGUCCUAUAAAUCACACGUUUCAACCACAACUAUCAAUGCUGCAACAUUACGAGCCUCCUCACGACGACGAAUCCAUCCAAGUCGGAGACCGUAUAGAAGUACUUGUGGGAGAACAUAUGGGGAAAUGCGGAAUCGUAUCAUGGUUUCCUGUAGGAGCGAUGCAGCUGUGGUUCCACGAUUUGUCCCCAAUCUUCAAUGAGGACGAAAUUGAGCACAGUUUGGGACCUCCAAUUAUGCAAGUUGCCCCUGCAUUCGUCCGACAGACACACCUCUCACAAACAAUCACGUAUACAAAAGAAAGGGGUUACAAUGUAAGGCCUGGAGAUGUUGUCAGUGUCGCUCAUGGACCGGACUAUCAGAUCAAGGGCGUCGUGCAGAGUGUCGACUUCCCCAAGGCAUGUUUGACACUACUAUCUGAGAGUGAUCAGUCGCUCAUUUGUGGCCAAAAUAUGCAAUGCGCCUUUGGAUUCAUUUUGAAAUAUCAUCAACAACAAAGUGUUUCUGAUUGGAGGCAACCAAAAGGGCUUCCGAGCUACAUUAUACAGCAUUGGGAUGGAGACUUGUGUUGUUGCAGUGCAUGGGCAGGCGCGUAUCACAGUCAAGUGCCAGGACAUUGCCACAAGAUAUGGAAUGAGGUUAAAUGGUCAUACUUAACAUUGCCACCGCAAAGAUGCACCACUCCCCCUCCAGACCGAGUUCCCUCCGCCUCAUCUACUUCUACCCACACAGAUUCAAGCGUGCCGUGGACGUCCUGGAGCAUCAACCCUGAGGAUAUAAAUGCUGCAGAGAAUCCUUCAUCAAUUGUUGGUCCCAGUUCGUCAACAUUUGACCCCUGGACUGUGAAUGAACAGGACAUUCAGGAUAACCUCGACGCUGCAGCUGAAAAAGUUCAAAACAAUGGCCCACUACAUUGGCUAAUGUCAAAGGAAUUUGCUUCGCAGCUCCUCGCACAUCACGCACUGUUGAAAGUCUCAUUGAAGUUCAAUGGAGGUGGAGGCAAGCUUCACAGACAAUUUGUAUCAACUGCAUGUCCUGACCCAUUCUGUGGUGCAAACGGACCCGCACCUGAGGGGUUUGUCGCAGUGUUCUGCCCAUCAAGUAAUAAAGGCACUACACUUGAACACUACUACAUCCCUGCUGGUGAUCUGUCUCCAGCACCUCUGCGAAGAAAGAAUUAA